UAGUAGUGGAACUGUUGCAUGAGUCAAAGGUCUUUCAAGUCUCCUGUUGAUCUUUCUCCUUUGUUAAUAAUGACUUGGAUUAUGUGCAUGCAUAAUAUUGCCUACUGAAGUUUGUCAGUUCAAUUCUUGAAACCAAAUGCAAGCCACAAUGUUUGUCUAUCUUCCUUCUAUUCUGUACUUGUCUUUCUUUUUACAUUUGGUGCUUUCCCAAUUGCCCCCAAAUCAAAUUAAUGCCAUGACAAAGGUCUAUGAUCUGCUUCAGAAUGAUACUGGUUCUUCUUUUGCAUGGAAUGGGAUUGAUAGAAACUCAAUCCCAUGUUCUUGGAAAGGGAUUUCUUGCAAUUCUAACAAUUCUUCCCUUACCAAAGUUACCUUUUCAUUGUUCACUAUUUCUAGCUCUGAAUUCUUGCCUGUUAUUUGUCAAAUUGAUACUUUGGAGUCUAUUGAUGUUUCCCAAAACUUUUUGAGCUCUAUCCCAAAUGAGUUCAUCACUGUUUGUGGGGGAAUUAGUGGGUUGAAAUUGUUGAACUUUAGUGGGAAUAAAUUGGAGGGUUUUUUGCCUACUUUCACUGGUUUUGGAAAGUUGGAGUCUUUAGACUUUUCUUUUAAUCGCUUGAAGGGGAAAGUUGACUUGCAGUUGGAUGGAUUGAAUUCACUCAAGAGUUUGCACCUUAGCUCUAACAUGUUUAAUGGGUCAGUUCCUACCAGUCUUGGAAAAUUUAAUCUUCUGGAGGAGCUUCAUCUUUCUGCAAAUUCUUUUGAAGGUGAAUUCCCCACUCAAAUUGUGAACUUUGGUAACUUAACUUUGAUUGACCUAUCUCUAAACUUCCUAUCUGGUGUAAUUCCUGAUAGAUUAGGUGAACUUUCAAAAUUGCAAGUCUUGAUUUUGUCAACCAAUAGAUUGAGUGGCACAAUCCCACAAUCCCUUAGGAAUAUCACAACGCUGACACGUUUUGCUGCGAAUCAGAAUUUUUUUGUUGGAAAUAUACCCUUUGGUAUAACCACAUAUCUGAGGAAUUUGGACCUCAGUUUUAACAGAUUAAAUGGUACAAUUCCUCAGGACCUCUUAUUCCCAAUGAACUUGCAGUUUGUUGAUCUCACUUCCAAUAAUUUAGAGGGACCUGUUCCUUCAAACAUGUCGAUAAGUUUGAUCAGGUUGAGAUGGGGGCAAAAUGCUUUGAAUGGAUCAUUUCCAUCUGCUUCCUUUGAAAGCCUUCAAAGUUUGACCUACUUGGAACUGGACAACAACCAGUUAACUGGACCAAUUCCUUCUGAAUUGGGGAAGUGCCAAAAGUUGGCCCUUUUGAACUUAGCCCAGAAUAAGCUGAGUGGUGUUAUUCCUGUUGAGUUGGGUGAUAUUUCUAAUCUUCAGGUACUGAGUCUUCAGUCCAAUAACCUAGUUGGAGAAAUUCCAAGUAACAUUUCACAGUUGAACAGAUUGCAGAGGCUCAAUUUCAGCUGGAAUUUGUUGACUGGUUCCAUUCCAAGUUGGUUAUCAAGUUUGAGAAAUCUCACAAACUUGAAUUUGCAGGCGAAUAAUCUAAGUGGUCGAAUUCCGGUUGACAUUAGUAACUUAAAUGUGCUGUUAGAACUCCAACUUGGAGGGAACCAACUCGGUGGACCUAUUCCUGAUAUGCCUUUGAGUUUACAGAUUGCUUUGAAUCUGAGUCACAAUCUUUUUCAAGGACCUAUGCCAAGUAGUUUUUCGAGAUUGACUUCAUUGGAAGUUUUGGAUCUCUCUUACAACAGGUUCUCGGGUCAGAUUCCAGACUACCUGACGGGAAUGAGAGGCUUGACUAGGUUGGUGCUUUCAAACAAUCAACUGUCUGGAGUUGUUCCAGAGUUUGAAAGCUUUGUCAGUGUUGAGACAGGUGGAAAUGGGGAUCUGAUCUAUCCUUCCGCAGUUGCAAAAUUGGAAUACAAUGACAAAAAGGGCAAGACAUUGUCAUCAACCAUAGUCCUCCUCCUCUUUGUUUUAGGUGGCUUUGGUUUUGGUAUAUUUGCAAAAUUUUGUAUACAGUACGUUGUUUCAAAUAGCCUGCACCGAACUAAGGUUUGUUGGAUCACUGACGAUAGCCUCCACAAGUCUCAAAUUACACUGUCCAAGACCAUGGCUGCAGUUUGUAGGCCAAUUAACAUUAUGCAAAGCAAUGAGUUCUACACUUACUACAAGGUUAUAAUGCCUUGUGGUAUGUACUAUUGCAUCAAGAAGAUUACGAAGAAGAGCAAGUCGUUUAACUUGCAUAGCUUUGAAAGUUUCAAACAAGGGCUUGUUAAUAUAUGCCACCUUAGCAAUUACACCAUGGUCCCCCUUGCUUAUGCUGUGGAGUCUGAUAAUGCAUUUAUCUUUUAUGAAUACCCUCAACAUGGAACACUCUAUGACCUCCUUCAUGGAAGAUGUGAUGACAAUGUUGUAGACUGGAGAAGUCGCUUCGCCAUAGCUGUUGGCAUUUGUAGAGGUUUGGCUAUCUUACAUGGAGGCUCUCUCUUCAGCGAUCAGAUCCUCCUCCUCCAUGUUUCAUCAAGCAGCAUCUUUAUGAAACAUUUGAACCAGCCCGUAAUUGGAGAUAUUGAGCUAGGGAGGGCAUUUAAUUCUUCACAAUUUUCUGUAGCAGUGGGAUAUGUUCCUCCAGAAUAUGCUUCUGUGAUGAAAGUGACUGAGGCUGGUAAUAUGUAUAGCUUUGGGGUAAUAAUGCUUGAGCUGCUAACUGGGAAACCAGCAAUUAGUGAAGGAACAGAGUUGGCUAAGUGGAUAAUUCAGCAUGAAGAUUUGGGUGAAGUUGUUGACAGCAGAGUGAGUGGAAAUUCGGUUCAAGUUCAUCAACAAAUGCUUCUAGUGCUUGAAAUUGCUCUGCAAUGCUUAAGAGUCUCUCCAAAUGAAAGACCUGAUGCCAAAGAAUUACUAGAGACUUUGCUAACUUUGGGCCAACAGUUUGGUAUUUAAUCACACAUCGUAUAGUACCAUUAUAUUUCUACCUCAUGUUAUGUUGCUCAGACUCUUAAAAAAGAUGAUGUCGGUUGCGUGUUGUAUCCCCCAAAGGUAGUGCAUUUUGGGAUGAUCCGACACCGGUGCAACAACAUUUUUGGCUAGUCUGAAAAGCUUAGACCUCAAUGUCCUUAUUAUGUAGUUUAAGAUUUUUGCACCUCUUAAGAAAGAUAAUUAAUAGUGUCAA
Molecule: messenger RNA, 3173 nt
Organism: Solanum tuberosum (potato)
Lineage: Eukaryota; Viridiplantae; Streptophyta; Magnoliopsida; Solanales; Solanaceae
Product: leucine-rich repeat receptor-like tyrosine-protein kinase PXC3
Exons: 2
Coding region: 137-2944 (935 amino acids)
Biological process (GO): protein phosphorylation
Molecular function (GO): protein kinase activity; ATP binding; receptor serine/threonine kinase binding
Source: RefSeq, a predicted model, not a curated record